Messenger RNA from Apaloderma vittatum (bar-tailed trogon), 692 nucleotides. It is a transcript of the gene C1QBP, whose product is annotated as complement component 1, q subcomponent binding protein. NCBI's taxonomy places the organism in Eukaryota, Metazoa, Chordata, Aves, Trogoniformes, Trogonidae. The annotation marks the transcript as partial. Gene Ontology annotation, biological process: cytosolic ribosome assembly. Gene Ontology annotation, cellular component: mitochondrial matrix. The transcript has 5 exons. The record is from RefSeq and is a predicted model, not a curated record.
GAAAUGCUGGGAAAAAGGAUAACGGUCACGUUCAACAUCAAUAACAGCAUUCCACCCUCAGCCGAUGAUGAACCACAAGAAGGGCAGAAACCCGAUGAGCAGGAGCCUGAUCUUACAUCAACUCCAAACUUUGUGGUGGAAGUAAUAAAAGAGGAUACAAAGCAGACCCUUGUUCUUGACUGCCAUUAUCCCGAAGACGAGGUCGGACAAGAGGGAGAGGAAGAAAGUGAUAUUUUCACAAUUCGGGAGGUCAGUUUUCAGCCCACUGGAGAAUCAGACUGGAAGGACACCAACUACACCCUCAACACGGAUUCCUUGGACUGGGCUCUGUACGAUCACUUGAUGGAUUUUCUGGCUGAUCGAGGGGUGGACAACACAUUUGCUGAUGAGUUAAUAGAGCUCAGCACUGCACUGGAGCACCAGGAGUACAUUAAAUUCCUUGAAGACCUUAAAAGCUUUGUCAAAUGUCAGUAGGUCAGGGUAGGAAACUUACUUUUGAGUGUGGGUAUCCUACAGCACUGUGCUCCAGCCAGCAAUGCCCAAAUGACGUCUUCACAACAGAUAUGGAGAGUAAGUAACUUGGAAUUUGGAGAACGGGAGAACGAAGAUUCUCACGUGUAUUUGAGGAUUUGUAUUUAUGUUGCAGCCCAGAUCAAGUGCUCUGACAUUAUGGCCAGGAAUUGCCUCGCCCU